Setaria italica (foxtail millet) is the source of this 874-nucleotide messenger RNA. RefSeq lists its product as uncharacterized. The coding region runs from base 110 to 466 and encodes 118 amino acids. The record is from RefSeq and is a predicted model, not a curated record. The transcript has a single exon. Lineage: Eukaryota; Viridiplantae; Streptophyta; Magnoliopsida; Poales; Poaceae.
CUCAAAAGUGCUGACGCAGCACACCACGGAUCCACCGAAAGCGGCCAAGAGCGCGGAUUAUAAGCGUCACUUGCCAUUGCCAAAGUAGGGAGCUCAUUGCACGCCGGGAAUGAUGGACCGUGGCCAUGGCCGCUCGCUCCUCACCGUGCUAGGCCUCGGCGUCCUCACGUGCAACUCCGCCGUCGCCGUCUACAGGUCCUGGGGCGACCCGGCCUCGGUCGCGUUCGUGGCCACCGCCUACGCGGCGCUGCUGCUGCUCCUGCGUUUCCUGCGCGGGUUCGAGGGCGCCCGGCCUGGAGAAAGGGGCAAAGCGAAGGCCGCCGUCUGGGCGCUCUCCACGCUGCUCACCGCGAUGUUCGCGUCGCGCGUGGCUCCGCUCAUGCCGCCGCUUGUCGGCGUCGCCGUCUGGGUCAUGGCGGCCGCGACGGCCGGCGGUGGGUUCUGGGCGUUCUUUCUUAGCCCCUGAGGAGUGCGUUGGUUAGUAAGAGUGAACGGCCAGCUUCAGUGUCACUCGCAGUUGGAGACCUGCUGCGUAGAUGCUGAAGUUAUUAUUCUUGCCCGGUUCCGGCCGCUGGGCUUGAUGUGGACAAGUGGUGGAGUGAUGAACUAAAAUUGCUGCCGCAAAAGCGAAGGACAUUGAAGGCAGCCAAGAAUUUUUGAAGGAAGAUCGGUGCCACCAUUACAAGUUAUGGUGCUCACCAAGCAAGAAAUGGAGUUGAGAAGACAGGCUGUGGGUCUCCCAGCGUGCGUUAGUUUCCUUAUGUUAUUGCUUCCUAAUUUAUUUGAGUAUGUUCUUAAUUAUGUAAUAGGACCUAUGUAUCAGACUGCUUUUCUUCUUCUCCUUAAAUGACAGGCACCAGUUCUUCAAAAAAAA